AUGAACACAAAUUACAUUUUAAUUAAAAUAGAAAAGACUUAAAAUUCCAUAUUCAUGGCCACUCAUCACAUAUGCAAAUUCAGACUAACCAAAACUAUUCACAAAGACCAAAUCAAAUCACUUAAACAAUAACUCCUUGAUAAAACCCCACAAGAGUCCUAAUCGAACAAUUCACAAUAUGUGCUAACUAAUCUCACUCACCAAUUCCAAAAACUCAAUUCUCAAAAUCUUAAUACUAAUUCCAUCUUUGACGAAAUCAAACAACAAAAACCACUCAAGUACAAUAAACACGCAACACUAACUUCACAAAACUUUGAUUAAUCAUUAACUACAAUUCUUCGAAAGUUACAAUAAUCGAUUCCUAAGCAAAAUGAAAUAAAAAAUAAGACUUAGAAUUAUAGAAAAGAAGUCUAACCCAUAAACAAUACUAUUUAAACCAAUGAAGGAACAAUUAAAGUGGAUUACUAAUUUUGA
This is a messenger RNA of Paramecium octaurelia, 474 nucleotides long. Lineage: Eukaryota; Ciliophora; Oligohymenophorea; Peniculida; Parameciidae. The record is from the annotation of a GenBank genome assembly.